Molecule: messenger RNA, 6756 nt
Organism: Diachasmimorpha longicaudata
Lineage: Eukaryota; Metazoa; Arthropoda; Insecta; Hymenoptera; Braconidae
Exons: 5
Coding region: 199-726 (175 amino acids)
Source: RefSeq, a predicted model, not a curated record
UCGCGACGAUUGUGAUAAGAUAAGUGUCAUGCUGCUAGUAGUAUACCAUCUGAGUAUCACCAUCCAAGUGUUUGACGUCCAGUUACUCCAAUAACUGUCACCCAUGUUCGAAUUUGACCCAGGAAAUGGAGGGAGAGAUGUUUCAGCACUUGUGUGUCUCCAAAGUGCUCCAGUUUGGACUAAUUCCCAAUAGAACGUAUGCAAAUAUCGCCUCUUAGGCCCUGGCAAUAUCCAAAGAAUGUUCAAGAUGAUGUUGAGAGGAGUUUCCGGAUAAUUCAGCAUCACGUGCACUUCAGCGGUGGCAGUGGCCUCACCUUUAACAAUAUUAUGAUACAACCACAACGUCAUGGAUUUUUAGACGCUCAUCUGGGAUUUCUUCAACUCCAUCACAGAUAUCAUAUGGAGUUUUCAAUACCCUGGAAUAGGUGUAUCCACAAUGAGAGUAAAACAAAGCCAGCGGCCAUUAUCGAGGACACCGGAAAUCCAAACUGCAAAAUCAUUGAUAUUGCAGCGGAAAAAGAUGACCUAAAACUUAAGGUGGAAUUGCUGGCCUACCAAGAGUUCCUGAGAGAAGCCAUUCGAGUGAAAUGCUGUGAAUCUGGAGCACCAUUAACAGUUACUCUGAAAGGAAGAGUUUUAGGGAAAGAUAAAGGAACGCCGGUCCUCAAAAACGGUGUUCGCAGUAUUGCCAUUGAGGCAGACGACGACGAUGAUAUGUCUGAGUGACUUUCAAACAUUAAAACCCAUCAAAAGUGAUUCAAUUGGAAAUAGGCUGUGUCUAUGAGCGAAAGAGCGUCUAGGGGCCUUCAUACAAAUGCAUUUUAUCUUAUCUCGAAGAUUUCAUUGGGAUGCAGUGAGUGAAACACUUUCACGAUGUAAUCGCAUCUGAGAUAUGAGUCUCGAUUAUUUCCGGCGAUGUGAUCACCCACCAUCCUUAUCAACAUCAAGUUUGUAAUGUAAAAAACAGUCAUGCAAUUUUUUUUCAUUUGUUUAACCAUUCUUUUUGUAAUAACAAAUAAUAAUUAUAUUCAGAGAGAGUCUAUCAGUCUUCAUUGAAAUCCACACUAUUUAUAGCAGAAAAUAAAGAGUGAUCGAAACAAGUCUAUAAAAAGGGAAUACCAGUCGGCCCAUCAACGAACUCACAUAUGUUAAACCCAAGUCUGACGAGAGGAUGGCAAUUGCUCCUGGGAUUCCCCCAUCUACCUCUGAAGCUCAUCCAGGCAGGAGUGCCCCCCGUCUCCUCAUCAGGAAGCACCUCCAGCCUCUUCCACGUGGGCCAGGCGAUUCCAAAUCCACUCUCGUCGUACAAUCUCGGUAGUCUAACAAAUUUGUGUUUACCCGGUGCUGUCCACAGCCCAUGAGAUCCCUUCGCACUAAAUAACACAGGAUGUGAUCCAGCAGAAGUGAAUACGUACUCCGGGAAAAUGGGCUUUUGGAAGAUACCUGUUUCGUCGUAAAUUAAUGAAAAUUCAAUUUUCACAAAACGAUGCCAAGAAAAGGGGGAAAAACAGUGACGUAAAUCUAAACACCGAAAUUUAAGAGAAAAAUGGCGACGGAAACGACCCUCUAGAUUUUGACAGAGGAACAUUGCUGUUGCCAGAAAUAUUGUUUCUAUUGGUUACAUAUUUGCUGCGUAUCAUACAGAAAGAUUUACUCAUACGAAGAGAAAUAUUCAGUAAAAAUUGCGGACCUCAAUUUCGCUCACUAAUUGCAGAAGGGACAAGGACAAUUUAAGGUGUUGGUAUCAUAAUUUUGUAGAGGUGAUUCACAUCAAAAUUACAGAUGGACAUGAAAAAUUCUGUGAAUGGUCCAUGAAACUUUCUUCAACUACGCAAAAUGUUCAGCUAAAUUCUCCUGGCCUAUCUUACUAUUCAACAAUUUUUCUAAGCAAUCGAUCACUAUAUUUCUCUUUACUUCCAAAUGAUUCGCAUUGAGAGUGGCAAUCGGAAGGGAAAUUAAUUCCGCAGCCCUGAAGAACUCAUUUUCAACGAUACAUUACCUUUCCGCGUCUCCUGACUCUCAUAAACGAAAGUUCCAGUCCUCACAUCAUACCGAUAGAAUGCCCCAGUAUCAUGAGCGGACACGUACAUGGCAACGGGAUGAUCAUCUCCCUUUUUUCCCCGGAAACACCAAUCAUCAUAAGACAAUCAUGAAAAUCGUGACUCCAAGAGUGAAAAUCCGAGGAUUAUUACCUUGAAGUAGAGACUCAUGUGUUCCCAAUCACCCACAUGAUUACCAUACUCCUUGAGCCGACCUAGACAAGUUCCCCCGACUGUUGGAAUAGGCCACGUACCAAAAAAUCCAAGAUCCAGAACGCAAACGGCCUUUCCCUCGCUGAAAGGAUAAAACAUCCAAUAGGUCACGUGAAAGUGCAUUCGCUUCCUCAAUCCGUUGUCAUUAUUAAUGACUUUUCCAUCGUCAUUAUUGGCUUCUGGCAUUGAUGUUGUCAUUUUAAUGAUGCUUUUCUUAAUGCCCAAUGGCAUUUCAUUAAUCUGAAGCGAUUGGUAGAGGUCAGAAGACAAUAUCUCGCGCCUUCUUUUUGAUCUCUCGAUGGAGUUCGACGAGUCACUUGUCUCCUCACAGGUCUUCACCAGGGCAUAGAUUGGGACUUUACCAGCCGGCUGCUUUCCGUAUAAAAACGAUGAUUCAUUCCUCAGCAACGUCACUGAUUUAAAGUGAAAAUUUACUUCCGCAAUUAAUAUUUUUCGAUUGGAAAUUUAUUGGAGGCGAAAGGUCAUAACAUUCCAUUGCAAAAAAAUGCUGCCCUUGACUACUAAAUUCGACUAUUAAAUUUCUCAGGUACAUCAUUUUUGGUUUUAAGAUUAUUAUAAAGCAAAUUUGGGGGAAUUAACAUACAUUUCAAUGCGAUUUCGCCUUCGGCUCGUUCUAAGAACCUCCCACGAGUCUAAAAACACUUUUCUCACGAGUAUCGAACACUAUUUUUCAACACAAUGUGCGGGAAGAGAAGCAGCCGUAAGACAAUAAUUCAAUCAAAAUAAAUAUUUGAAGGAAAAUUAAUAUUUUACGGAAUUCAAUUUAGAUAAUACCGAUUGGGUAUAAUUUUUUUAUAUUUUUCUCUAGAAUUUGACUGUAAAUAUUCCAAUGCAGAGAAGCCCAGCCGAUCUUAUAUACUUUAAUUUAGGAGUAAUCGACUAUUCAAACGGUAAACAUUCAUCGGAAAAAUUUUCAAUAUUCGUUUUGGGAAAGUCAACGAAAAUUUAAUGAGAAUCUUCAUCCAAUGAAAGCUGGAGAAGUGAAAAAAAAUAGGAAGUGAGGGAAAUUGCUCACCAACAUCAGUGCGCGUGCGGAGGUAAUUGUCACCGGCUUGCACGUGCUCGAGGAACUCCGGUACUCCAAGGGGCAUGAAUCUUUCCCCAGGUGCUAGCCAGACUAAUGGUGCCCAUGACUUUACAAGUUCUCUCACUGCAGGACAAUCAAAAACCUCAUAUAUGUUGGAAAUGAUUGAUGGGGGGGGGGGGUGGAAGCAGGAAGACAGGUGUCUGCAUGCACCGUAAAUAAUUCUCUGGUCUCGUGUAUCUUCUUGAAUUAGCCGUGCAGAUUGGCGCCUUUGUGCAUGCAAUUUUCUUUCGUGCAUUCACCGAAAUAAGACCGUUAGACAAGAAAAUGGAAAAAAAAUUUAUCGUAUCUCGGCAGCACGCAAUUCAUUGCCACUACACUUUCUACCUCACUUCAAUUACAGCCAUUACGUAAAUAAUAAGACUAGGAGCUUAUAAAAGGAAUGAAAGUGGUGGACUGCAUCUACAUCUUUACUUCCGAUCAUUUGUUGAAUUUUUUUUCUAAUCGCGAACACGAGGAGAUUACACUGUUGAUCAUUUGUUUUUUCGCCACAUCGAUUGAUCUUUUUAUUUUAGGACAUCGUAAACAACUGUUUUAAUCGAUCUUUACUGCCAAUCAUUUGUUGCAUUUUUUUUCUAAUCGCGAAAACGCGAGGAUUACACAGUUGCUCAUUUUUUUUCGUCACAUCGAUUGAUCUUAUUAUUUCAGGACAUCGUUAUCAACUAUUUGAAUGAAUUUGACUGGCAAUGAUUUGUGCACAAGUCAAUCUUCCCCUUUCCACACCGUAACCCCAUUAGGUAUUGAGGAAAUCGGUAAAUGAUGAGCUUCCGGCUGGAUGAAACGAGUUCAUCGAUACAGUAUUCGAUGAUAUUGACCGUUGCAAGACCCCCUGAUAGAACGCCGGAGAGAAUUUAAGUGGCGCACUUGUGAAUUAUUCGAUACACAGUUGAAGUUAACAAUCGUACAGGUUUCAUUAGACCGGUGCUGUGAAGGAGGACGAGUUGACAUUUUUUUUUUCCUCUGGCGGGUUGAAGGAAAGAAAUAUCUUGACGAAAAAAAUCGAUUUCUCGGCUAACCCAAUGACCCGAAUAAUCCUCAAUGCUAUCAGAUGUACAUUGGAUUGACCGAAGGGUAUUGAAGGUUCAGUAACAUGUGAGGGCAAUUGACAAAAAAUUUAAAAACAGUGAAUUGCGGUAAAUGAUUAACUCACCCCCGCUUCCAUCGCUCGUCACCCUCUGUACAAUCAGCAGAAUCAUCACCACCGGCCGCAGCAUAUUUCCGUAAAUGCAUUUUGCUCGUUUAACAUAAAUUUGAAUUUUUCAAAAUAAUAUGUCAUGAUGAUCAGUCAUUUUUAGGACACUGUCUUUGUAUUUGUAGUUAAUAUAAAGGAAUUUGACACUUCAGUGCAAGGAGCACGAGAACAAUGAGCCGACUUGGUCCUCCGGGUGCAACGUCUGCUAGUGACUGACCGCAUGUAUCCAAACAUUCCCACAAGCCGUUCACCAGCAGAACGCGCAUUAGGGUCGUGUAUGAUACAAACACGAUCAUCACAGUGCUAAACGGAAUCAUACGUGUACAGUAGUGAAUAUUUUUGGAUAGAAUUUAGACUGAAAAAGGAAGAGUUGUGUUAAACAUUCCUAUUGUUAUCCAAAUUUCAUUUAACUACACCUUAUAUUCAUCAUAACUUAAAAUUUGCCUCCUCGCUUCAGCCAAAUUGACAACACGUUGAUUAUUUAUAAUUAAAACCGAAUUUAAAUUAUAAAGUGUAAUUAAAUUAUUCAUUAUCGGUUAUAAUAGUUUUCUUCUGUAUAUUUAUAUUAUAUGCUGAUAGAAAUUCAAUUUAUUUCUAUUCAUUUCAUUGAAUUUAAUUAUCAAUGUCAAAUUUCCCCCCUUUCUCGGUAAAUUAAAGUUUAAAAAAAUUUGGAGCUCCCCACAAGAGGCCACAGACACCAAUCCGAGAUAAGUCUGUAUGCGUGAUGUCAACACGAACGAGUUCUCCAAGUCCAACUAUGCAAGAUUUUUUUAGUGGAAUGUGGCACGUACAUGCGAAAGAACCAGAGGAUAUUCUAAUGUCUCAAUGUAGACAGUCAUGAGGGAGGCGAGUAAGAACGUAACAGGACCGUAAUAGGACCGGUGAUUGCCAAAGAUAUUUCUUUAGUACUACCUCAGUACCUCAAGUGCCCAUGGAAAGCGUUACGAGACAUCCGAUGUUCUGAGGCACUUGAUGACGCGGGAAAAUAAUGCUCGGAAUAAUAAUAGCAAUUACAUUCCUUCAAGAUCGUUAUCCUUUUUAUUUCUCGUUUUGUUACCACUCAAACAUUUGUAACAGAUUUAAGCAAUGAUUAUUUCGGUGAAUUAUUUUUAUUUAAAACUUUUUUUUAUUCCUUUAUAGACUUUAUAUUAGAAACUGGAGGUCACAUAGAAUAUAUUUCAAGGUGAUUCUGGUACUGUUAACUUGACAAAUCACAAUCUGUACAACUAGAUUAAUUAGAAUUGAUUUUUGCAUACGUUUUAUUCUUUAGCGAUUCACCUCAGAUAUUUCGGUUAAUAAUAUCCGUCCAGAAAUAUCGUUAAGAGUGAUUAAAACACGAUUUUUUGGGAUUAAAAAUCAUGAGGAAAAAUUGUCAACGCUAUUAUCACUGUGGAAUAUUCAUUCUCCCACUUUUAUUUCGAUUGGAAUCUGAGAGAAAAACGAAUGAACUCCCAAACGAGUCGUGUUUCCACUAGUAAAAUCAUGAAUAGAAAGUCACUAAAAAAAAUGAUUCGAUACGAAUUACAAAAUUGUGAGUGACUCAAUUAAAAAAUAGUCUCCUUUGAAAAAAUACAAGUUAGAUUCAUUAAGAUAUUCCACCCCCACUCCUGUGGCCAAUCAUAAUUAAUGUACAUGUCCCAAGUUGGUCCAUUUCUCGGAAUCAAAAUAUCUUGUAUAAUGGGAGGUUUAUCCAGAAAAAAUGCAACUCUGAAUUACAAAAUUGCUACCACGUAAUUAUUAUUUAAUUUAAAAAUUGAUUUUAGAAUCAAUAGUUAUUGAAUAGCGAAAACGAUCGACUACUAUUCCUUAUUUACAAAGAAAGGAGUAUUCGUUACUCACAGUUAUGUUUCUUGCCUGCACAAAGAAUAAUUUUUUUCUGUAAAAUGUAAUCUAUUUCUCCAGUAAAAAUUUUCAAUCUCGUCGCACGCUUCGCAUAUUUUGUACAAAGAAAUUUUAUUACUCUUAACAAACGGUUUAUUUGGUACAAAUAGGACUCGUUUAAUCACUUCGCUGUUUUUCUCUCAGUACGGCGUGAAUGAACAGUUUGAUUAUUAUUGUAUAAUUGAACGUAAAUAUCUAACAACACGACCAGUUGUUUUUGCCUCUGACUGUUAAAAAGUGCAGUCUCUGUGGUCGUUUUCGAUGUCAGAUUAACAGCCAUGGCUAACAAGCAAAAUAUAUUAUUUUCUAAUUAAAAAAAAAACAAA